AACCAUACACAGAUAUUCAGCCUCAACCACCAACAUGGCUUCUCUCUCUACUUCUCUCCUUUCAUAAUUUUUUAGGAAUUUGGUAGAGGCUGAUAUGUUUGGAGAUGAAUUUCGUAUGAUUCAAGGCUGAAUUUGUCAUCGGAAUCUGGUUUUUGCCAUUUUGGGUGUGUAAAUUUAUUGCCUUUUUUGUUUGUAGAGAAGGGUUUUGAUCUCUGAACUGGUAUUUCUAUCCCCUUUUCCGGUAGGAUUUUUGUUAAUAGUCUAUAAAGAAGGAAAUUAGCAAGUAUAGAUUUGGGAUUUCCUGUGGCCGAAGUUAUCAGACAUUAAUGUCUGAGUUUUUCUAUGGAAGUAUAGGAAUGGGUGAAAGUUGGAAAAACUGAGGUUGUAUGAAGUUAUUUUUGCUACCUUUUCCAGUCGUGUUACGAGCUUGAGGCCGAUGGAAACAAAGAAGGUGACUGUAUUCGAUAUAGAAGGUGGGGCUGGAAGUGAAAUUGAAUGCAAAGGGUUAGACAUUGAGAAUCAGAUCAAUAUGGAUGAGCCUCACUGUUCUGAGAUUGAAAUGAUGGAAAUGGAAACGGCUGAGACUGAGAUAUCGAGGAUGUGCAAUGAGGGGGAAAAUGGAUCUGAGAUUGUUGGCUUUAGCUCUGAGAAGUGCGAGGGAAGAAGCCAUAGAAAUGUGGUUUUCUCUAGAGAAGCUCCUCUUGUCGUUAAGGAAGAUGCCAGUAGCUCUUGUAGCUGUGGGGCUGAGAAACUGAAAUCCAGAUUGGCUGCUUCUGAUUCUCUGCCUGGAAAGAGUGGGAGGAAGCUCAGUCGACAAGAUAGAAUUGAACUAGGUCGAUUGUUUCAGGGUGCUGUGAGUUCCCAUGACUGGGAGCUUUCUGAGAGUCUGAUCUUGUUGGCUGAUCCACAGACUCUAAAUGAUGCACUGUGCAUUGCUUUGGAUUCAGUCUGGUUUUUGAGCACACAGCAAGAGUUACAUGGAAUUACUGGAUUAAUCAAGAAGAUUAUUGCUAAUGGGGCGUAUGACUUUACUCGAGCAGCACUCAGGACUUCCUUUCUUGCUUCAUGUGUUUCUGCUUGCCAAAGUCGCACAAUGAGCCUUACUGACACUGUUACUGUAAUGGCGCAAAGGUUACAUGAAAGGCUUCAAGAGUGCAACGGGGAUGAAGUCUUGAAGGCUGAAGCUGGCGCUAAAGUUCAGAAAUUUACCGAGUGGGCUCUUAAAUGUAUAAGUUUCCAUUCUCGCUGCCAGGGAAACAGGGGCAGAGUAGGCCACAAUUCUCCUGUUGAGAUACAACUACAGCUAUCUGCUUUCAAGACCUUCCUGGAUCUUGCAGGCAACCAUCUUACCGGGAAGGAUUUUACUGAAGCUUUUGAUGCAGCUUGCUUCCCACUUACCCUCUUCUCUAGCUCAUUUGAUCCUGGAUGGGCAUCAGGUAUAUCAGCUACUGCAAUCCAAGGAUUACUGGGCAUGCUAGUUGAGGGUGGCGCAGACAAUGUUAACCAGUGUUUUUUGGAGGCUUCACGUUUUGGGAGUACUGAACUUGUUCGCAUUUUAUUGCAGAUUGCUCAAAGGAACAGCUUGGAUGUGGAUGUUGAUCUGGCCCUGGGCUUUGCUUCACACUAUGCUAAAAUUGGUACUAUGGAAUGUCUAGUCGAAGAGGGUAAUGCUACGGCUUUCUUGGGUCCUUUGAUGAGAGCUGCCGAAAGGGGCUGCAUGGCCGUUGUUCAGUGGUUCGUCCAAAGGGGUUGCCGAGACAUGGAACUCUGUCUUGCCCUUACAGCUGCCACUUCACGCAGUCAAGUAGGUGCCGCUUCAUAUCUUCUCCCUCACGUUCCUCAGCACGUUCUCGCUGCCCUCAGUAUCGAAAUACUCAAGGCCGCUGGCGAGCGAAGUGGUGGCUCUCUCGAAGGGGUAGCUUUCCUCCUCCACGCAGACUUUCUGGGGGACCCCAUAGCAACCUACGCCGUCGCCGACAGCAUCGCCAGAUCAGAAGAUGAGGCGAUCGCCCCUGAGUUGAGGGCGUUUUUGAAAGAACACUGGUCGGACGUCGCGUUCUUGGAGGGACUAAGGGAAGGAGAGGUACACUUCUCAAACCUAGUCCAGAUUCUGAGAUGGGGCGAGUCGCCAGUUUGUCUGAGGGAUCUGCCCGCCCCGCUGAGGGUGACGAUAGCGUACCUGCCUCUGUAUAGGGAGUGUGUGAAGGCGGGAGGGCGGCUGUUGUCUCAGAGGCACCGGGGACAGCUGGUGGAAGCCGCGAGGCGGCUGGAGGGGGUGGUCCUCGAUGAGCCCGGGCAAAGGAGAGAACUAAUGGCAGUCUUGGAGCAUCAUCUACCUCCAUUUUUCAUCACUGCUCAAGGUUCAGGUGUAGAAAAGUAAUGGAAUAUUAGAAAGAGAAGAGUGUGUGAAGUGUGUGGGAAAAAAAUCUGAUGAACAUGUUCAUUAUAUGCUGAUUUGUGCCCAAUUCAACCUCAUUUGGUGCACUAUGGCUUACAUAAAUCUCCAACUAAUCAAUUAACAGUAUGGUCAUGCUUAAUUUUUACCUGCA
Messenger RNA from Salvia hispanica, 2549 nucleotides. Its product is annotated as ankyrin repeat protein SKIP35-like. Lineage: Eukaryota; Viridiplantae; Streptophyta; Magnoliopsida; Lamiales; Lamiaceae. The record is from RefSeq and is a predicted model, not a curated record.